GCUUAUCAUACCCAAUUUGGUGACUAACUCUUGCCCACCAUCUGUUUGUAAAAUUGUCUGAGAGUCAAAAUUCCAGUAAAUUGAGCAGCAAAAAUGGCUGAAAAAUGGAAGAAGACAGCUCUCUUUGUCAUAGAUAUGCAAAAAGAUUUCGUGUUGCCGGGUGCGCCGUUGCUGGUGGAUGGUGCUGCUGCUAUUGUUCCUGAUGUUAUCAAAGCUGUUCAAGUUGCAAGAGAGCGUGGCAUGCUUGUUGUUUGGGUUGUUCGGGAGCAUGAUUCAUUAGGGAGAGACGUUGAACUCUUUAGAAGGCACUUAUAUACCGAGAAAGGGGGACCUACUGUAAAAGGACGCGAAGGUGCUGAACUCGUGGAAGGACUUGAGAUACACGAAGGGGAUUAUAAGUUGGUUAAGACGCGGUUUAGUGCAUUCUUCGCUACACACCUUCAUUCGUUUCUGCAGACUUCAGGAAUUGAUAGCUUGGUAAUUGUUGGAAUUCAAACUCCUAAUUGCAUCAGGCAGACAGUAUUUGAUGCAGUAGCAUUGGAUUACCCUUCUGUAUCUGUUAUUGUUGAUGCCACAGCUGCUAAAACUCCCGAAGUUCAUUCUGCCAAUAUUUUUGACAUGAAGAAUAUUGGGGUAGCCACUCCAACCUUGAGCGAAUGGUGCGAGGCAAAUUGAUGCAAGUUUCUUACUUUGUUGUAACACCAUUUUAUAUGGCCCUGUUAAUAAUGUACUUGCUAGUUGCUAGUUGUUGAGCCGCGAUGGAAGGCAGCCCAAAAGGAUUUUUGUACCAUAAAGUCCAUAACAUACACUGAUACACUUGUACUUCAUCUAUGUGCUGGAAAGAUGAGUAAUUCGCCUAAAUGAAUGAUUAUUUUUGUUUGAUAUAA
Messenger RNA from Spinacia oleracea (spinach), 887 nucleotides. Its product is annotated as probable inactive nicotinamidase At3g16190. The coding region runs from base 94 to 675 and encodes 193 amino acids. NCBI's taxonomy places the organism in Eukaryota, Viridiplantae, Streptophyta, Magnoliopsida, Caryophyllales, Amaranthaceae. The record is from RefSeq and is a predicted model, not a curated record. The transcript is spliced from 5 exons.